ACAAAAAAAAAACAUAUCUCCGUUGAGUAACAGAUUUCUCCGCCGCCCAAUUCUUCUCCUUCGCCGCCGGCACCGGCGCAUUCUUGUAAAUUUUCAAAAUCCUCUUGGAUGACUGUAACGGCGACUCAUUUAUUAGGGAUUUGCGAGCAACAAUGCUGUCGAGGACAACGCUGAUUGCGUCCACUUUCUCUCUCUACUUCCCACAUAAACCCCUCCGCCGUAGUCUUCCCCUUGCUGCUCCUGCUCUCCGCCGCCUUCUCUCUCUACCCUCUCUCAAGCUCCUGUCUCGUUUUUCGACUCUGAGCCCGCUCUGCUCUACCUCCGCCGCCGCCACAGCUAUUGAGCCCUGCUACUUAUCGUGUUCGUUGCCGGAAAAGAAGCCUCUCAAAGUAGCUGUACUUCUCAGCGGCGGCGUAGACAGCAGCGUCGCUCUCCGCCUACUCCACGCGGCUGGCCAUUCCUGCACCGCCUUCUACCUCAAGAUCUGGUUCCAAGAAGACUUUGAGAACUUCUGGACUGAGUGCCCAUGGGAAGAAGAUUUGAGAUAUGCAAAGGCUGUUUGUGAUCAGGUUGAUGUACCUCUGGAAGUUGUCCAUUUGACGGAUGAAUACUGGAAUAAUGUGGUUUCCUACAUAAUAGAUGAGUAUCGAUACGGCCGGACUCCAAACCCAGAUGUCCUCUGUAAUACAAGAAUAAAAUUUGGUGCAUUCGUGGAUGCCAUAAGUGGUAUGGCAUUUGAUUACAUUGCCUCUGGACAUUAUGCAAUGGUUGUUCACCCAAACAGUGAUAACAAAGAUGAGCUGUCUGCUUUGAGAUUGUCAAAAGAUAUGGUUAAGGAUCAAACAUACUUUCUUUCACACCUUUCACAGUCACAGCUUAAAGGACUUAUCUUCCCUCUUGGAUGCAUUGAAAAGGAAGAAGUGCGCCAGCUUGCCAAAAUAUUUGGAUUGCCCAACCAGGACAGAAAGGAUUCACAAGGAAUAUGCUUUCUAGGAAAGAUUAAGUUUAGCGAAUUUGUUGCUAGACACAUUGGAGAGGAGGAAGGUUUGAUACUAGAAGCUGAGACCGGAGAUUUCCUCGGGAAUCACCGAGGCUUUUGGUUCUAUACAAUUGGCCAACGUCAAGGGUUACGUCUUCCUGGUGGACCUUGGUACGUUGUGGAAAAAGAUAUUGAAAAUAAUGUAGUAUUUGUAUCAAGAAACUAUUUUUCUGUUGACAAAAGAAGACGCCAAUUUCGAGUUGGGUCCUUGAGAUUUUUUAGCGGUUCUCCUCCAAGGAUCACUCAACUUCAGUGCAAGGUUAGACAUGGGCCUAAAUUAUACAAUUGUGAUUUGGCUAUACAAGUUGAUGAAGACGACGGUCAUGAAAUUGGAGUUGUGAAAUUGUACGAAGAUGAUCAAGGUCUGGCAGCUGGGCAGUUUGCAGCCUUCUACCAAGAGUCGAGCUGUAUUGGAUCUGGUGUGAUUUUGGAGUCAUGGGACGACCAAGGCUUCCCCGUUUGUGGUAAGGCUCUAGAGAUUGCAAAAAUGAAAGAUAAGUCGAAGCUGGGGAAGCCAGUUAAGAUAAAAGUGGUAGAACAGAGUAAGCAAGAGGAGGAAGCUAUUCUUCAUCAGUGAAACAGUUAUUUUUUGACUGUGUUGUAGAUCAUUGCAGUGGUUACAUAUAUUAUUCGAAUGUGUUCCCAAAAUAAGAUAUAUAGCUUAAUCUUAGGAGUAUGGAAGUAAGGUACAGAGAGUCGAUCGAAAUUAUUUAUAUGUAGACAAACUAUUGGAGGUUUUAUGUAUAGACAUAAUCUAUUUCCAAUAUUACUACUUUUUGUGCUUCUUGUA
Molecule: messenger RNA, 1829 nt
Organism: Salvia hispanica
Lineage: Eukaryota; Viridiplantae; Streptophyta; Magnoliopsida; Lamiales; Lamiaceae
Product: tRNA (5-methylaminomethyl-2-thiouridylate)-methyltransferase
Biological process (GO): tRNA processing
Molecular function (GO): sulfurtransferase activity
Source: RefSeq, a predicted model, not a curated record